Messenger RNA from Aphanomyces invadans, 399 nucleotides. RefSeq lists its product as hypothetical. The record is from RefSeq and is a predicted model, not a curated record. NCBI's taxonomy places the organism in Eukaryota, Oomycota, Saprolegniomycetes, Saprolegniales, Verrucalvaceae. The coding region runs from base 1 to 399 and encodes 132 amino acids. The transcript is spliced from 3 exons.
AUGGUAUCGGUCGUUCGGCGUGGCAGUCUCGAGCGUCUCGGUCUUGCCCACUGGAUGUUGAAGGAUGACAACCCGUGGAAUCAAGUGGACGUGGAGGCUGCGCUCUUUGGGGAUGGCAAGACCAAUUCCACUCGCGUCGCGUCGCCCGUGGCAAGAUCCGACAAGAAAACGCCGCGGGGACCUAGCGACGUCAUGGCGGAGUUUGUUCGCAAGUACCAUACAAAGCUCAUCGUCCACGUCGACGUGGGCCACGUUCGGUUUACCUUUCGCCACGUGGGUGCCGCCAACGCUUUGAUGAAGAAGGAGUGGGGAUUCAAUUGCGAAUUCGUCCGCGGGUGGGUUGCGGUGGCGGCGGACCCGGCCCCGGCAGACAUCAGCUCCCACUCCCAUCCCUCGUGA